Messenger RNA from Cordyceps fumosorosea ARSEF 2679, 1443 nucleotides. Its product is annotated as Major facilitator superfamily transporter. Gene Ontology annotation, biological process: transmembrane transport. Gene Ontology annotation, molecular function: transmembrane transporter activity. The coding region runs from base 1 to 1443 and encodes 480 amino acids. The transcript has 5 exons. The record is from RefSeq and is a predicted model, not a curated record. Gene Ontology annotation, cellular component: membrane. NCBI's taxonomy places the organism in Eukaryota, Fungi, Ascomycota, Sordariomycetes, Hypocreales, Cordycipitaceae.
AUGUCCCAGACCAUCACUUCCGUGAGCCCGGCCCGUACGGCUGCUGCGCCGGCCGUCCUGGAGCUACCGACUCUUGAUGCCGGGACUGGCAGACCGGACCACGCCGGCCUCCAAGACGCAGGAACCUUGUCGACUAGCAAUCAGCGUAGCGGUUAUGGCACGCCGCCGCCUGAGGAUGCCCAGCAUGUGGUUGAACGAUGGAACCAUCCUCACAGGAACAUUGCCAAGAUGGCCUUUGCCUUUGUGGCCUUUUUCGUCGUCGGCAUGAACGAUGCGGCUAUAGGUCCUUUACUGCCCUAUACGAAACGGUCUUCUAAUCUCGACGUCAAGCUGGAAGAAUACUAUGGUCUCGGAAAGACCGUCAUGUCCCUCAUCUUCCUAACGCCGUUCCUGGGAUACUCGGCCGCCGCGCUCGCCAACGCGCAUAUCCACGUGGCCUUUGGCCAGCGCGGCAUCGCCGUCGUCGCUCCGCUCUGCCACAUCCUCACCUACGCCGUGCUGGCCUCCCACCCGCCGUACCCGGCGCUCAUCGUGGCCAACGCCGUCAGCGGCCUCGCUAACGGGUUGCUGGACGCAUGCUUCUGCGCCUGGGUCGGUGCCAUGCAUAGGGGGAACACCAUCCAGGGCUUCCUGCACGCGUGUUACUCCCUCGGCGCGCUCUUCUCGCCCCUCAUUGCCACGAGCAUUGUCGUCAAGGCCGACCUGCAGUGGUUUAACUUUUACUACGUCAUGGCAAGUUUUGUUCCUUUUUCUCCUGUGGGCGUGGCGCUGAUCGAGCUCUGUGGGCUCACGUUCGUCUUCUGGGACAAGACGGGCAGCGUGUACCAGGCCGAGCACAGGCGAGAAGAUCCCAACGCCACCGGGGCCGGAACGAGAGAAGCUCUCAAAUCCCCGGUUACCUGGCUGUGUGCCACGUUUCUCUUCGCCUACAUGGGCGUCGAAGUUGGACUGGGAGGCUGGGUAGUUACAUUCAUGCUGAAUGUCCGCAAGGCUUCUGCCUAUGCCUCCGGUAUUUCAGUGACUGGCUUCUGGACCGGCAUGGUCCUCGGCCGUGCUAUGCUCGGUUUUGUGACGGAGCGAUUCGGCGAGCGCCUCUGUCUGAGCAUCUACCUAGCCAUCUGCCUCGGCCUGGAGCUUCUAUUCUGGCUCGUCCCCCAGUUCAUCGUCUCUGCUGUUGCCGUCGCGUUCCUGGGCUUCUUCUUGGGGCCCAUGUUCCCGGGCGCGGUCAUGCUCACGGCGAAGCUGCUUCCCAGGAGAAUCCAUGUAAGUGCAAUUGGCUUCGCCAUGAGCCUAGGAGGCACGGGAAGUGCCAUCUUCCCGUUCAUCAUCGGUGCAGUUGCCUCCAAAAAGGGUCUUGCUGUGUUUCAGCCGAUUAUUCUGGCGCUUGGUGUAGUCAUAGCGCUCGUGUGGCUCAGCUUCCCACGACUCAGGAAGCGAGAGUGA